CUCACCGAACGCGAUCACCUUUACAUGUCCAAAGAUGUCCGCUACCAGGUACCGUCGGUUCUUAAAGCUGUGUGAGGAGUGGCCGCGGGACGAUGGCAAGAAAAGCCGUGAUUUGGGGACGUUUCUGCGGCAGAGAGUUGCGUCAGCCUUCCGUGAGGGUGAAAACACGCAGAUCUCAGAUCCAGAGAAGUGCGACCAGAUGUAUGAAAGUUUGGCCCGCAUUAACGGCAACAUAUACCGACAAAGAUUUCCUCGUGUAAGAGACACAAGCUUUACUGGAGUCACAGUGGAAGAAUGUAAAGUGCUUUUGUCAGGGAACGUGCAACAGAUGGAUGACGAAAAAAAGGGUUUGUGGAAGACCUUAAUGGAGAGAUUCUCCAAAUCACCAGAAGACGUUCCAGAGAAAGCUCCUGAAAAAUAACUUCCUCGUCUCUUUUUCUUUUCUUUUCUCAUUGCAUGUAUAGAAAUAAAGCUUAUUGUCUGUAUCAUUA
Messenger RNA from Micropterus salmoides (largemouth bass), 491 nucleotides. Its product is annotated as ubiquinol-cytochrome-c reductase complex assembly factor 2. NCBI's taxonomy places the organism in Eukaryota, Metazoa, Chordata, Actinopteri, Centrarchiformes, Centrarchidae. Bases 35 to 421 code for a protein of 128 amino acids. The transcript is spliced from 4 exons. Gene Ontology annotation, biological process: mitochondrial respiratory chain complex III assembly. Gene Ontology annotation, cellular component: mitochondrial matrix. The record is from RefSeq and is a predicted model, not a curated record.